Molecule: messenger RNA, 549 nt
Organism: Colletotrichum graminicola M1.001
Lineage: Eukaryota; Fungi; Ascomycota; Sordariomycetes; Glomerellales; Glomerellaceae
Exons: 2
Coding region: 1-549 (182 amino acids)
Biological process (GO): transmembrane transport
Cellular component (GO): fungal-type vacuole membrane
Molecular function (GO): transmembrane transporter activity
Source: RefSeq, a predicted model, not a curated record
AUGCCUGAAGACGUUGAACUAGAUGCUAUCGAGAGUUAUACACCCGGUUCUAGCCAUCGGGAUCCCGAGUCAAGCCCGUUGGCGUGGCUUUGCGUCUUCGGUUCAUUUUUGUUUCUGUACCCAUCCUAUGGUUUUAUGCAAACUGUCGGCACUGUCCAGUCCCAUCUCCAACAAAACCAGCUCAGCGCAUACUCUUCUAGCGACCUAGGAUGGAUCAUCGGAAUCUUCAUGUCACUAUGCUUGUUUCUCGGCAUACAAACAGGGCCUCUCAUGGACGCUUACGGCACGAAGUUCCUGGGACCUGUUUCCGUGGCACUAUACGUCCCAGUGUUCUUCGCUAUGGGGGAAUGCACGGAGUACUGGCAUUUCAUCCUCUGUCUUGGAGUGUUGGGAGGCACCGCUGUCGCUCUCACCGCAACCGUUGCGAUUGCUGCCGUCGGGAAAUUGUUCAACCGCCGCAAAGGACUUGCCAUGGGUGUGCUCUAUCCGGGUCUUCGUUUGGAGGUGUCACUAUAUCCUUGCUGCUGCGGUCGAUUCUGCCCCGGCUAG